CCUACUUCAGAACAAAGAAAAUGAAAAAACUGAUAGAUUUGAACCGAGGUAGUGUUUUCGAGGACAAGCGAGGGAUGGUUGGGUCAGCUCCGUAUAAACUAGGAGAGCAAAAAAGACAGGGACCACAGAAUGUAGAUCUGAACAGCAGAGCCAUCUAUCAUCAAACAGGACAAAUACAUCCUUCAAAACCUUUACACUCCGGUAGACCAACAUUAGGCCAGGAAAAAAGUAGAUUAACAUCUACCUAUUCCCUGGCCCACGGACCCAAGCUUAGGAUGGAGAAUACUAAACGAGGAGCUAGAAAAGUGAAGGCAUCAUCCAGAGGCCUUUUAUUAGGAACUGAUGAGGAGGCCGAGGAUUUAACUGGACAACGUGCACCAAUUUCAUCUUCGAGAUGGAAAAGUGAGGUUCGAGAUCAAUUUCAAGGUUGUCUCAACCUCCGUCCUUUAUCUGCUCCAAACCAGAUUAAUUAUCCUCUUUCAUUAAUGGACAAUCAGGAACCAGUUUUUGGCCACACUAAAUCCUAUGCCUCAAGACAUCACCAAAUGCAGGAGCUGUUACCAUUCUGUCCUGGCGUUCAAUCCCACCUCCAGGACCUUGAUGUUUACCAGAGUACUUAUUCACUGGAAUAG
Molecule: messenger RNA, 632 nt
Organism: Eurytemora carolleeae
Lineage: Eukaryota; Metazoa; Arthropoda; Copepoda; Calanoida; Temoridae
Exons: 8
Coding region: 21-632 (203 amino acids)
Source: RefSeq, a predicted model, not a curated record